GGGUCCAAGGAGGAGGGACCCGAUAGAGGAGAGAGAAAUUAGUGUCUUUGUUCCCUCAGGAAGACCCCAACCGUGGUGUUCUGGCAGUGGGUGAAUCAGUCCUUCAAUGCCAUCGUCAACUACUCCAACCGCAGCGGCGAUGCUCCCAUCACUAUGGGGCAGCUGGGAACAGCUUACGUGAGUGCCACCACCGGGGCUGUGGCCACGGCCCUGGGACUCAAAUCCCUCACCAAGCACCUGCCCCCCCUGAUUGGCAGAUUUGUGCCCUUUGCAGCUGUGGCAGCUGCAAAUUGCAUCAACAUCCCUCUGAUGAGGCAGAGGGAGCUGCAGGUGGGCAUCCCAGUGACUGAUGAGGCAGGCCAGAAGCUUGGCCAGUCAGCGACUGCAGCCAAACAGGGAAUAUUCCAGGUGGUGAUAUCGAGAAUCGGCAUGGCGAUUCCUGCCAUGGCCAUUCCCCCUGUGAUCAUGAACACUUUGGAGAAGAAAGACUUCCUGAAGGUAGGUCACUUUCACCUCUCCUGACCUGGAAGUAGUGGU
This is a messenger RNA of Myotis brandtii (Brandt's bat), 537 nucleotides long. Its product is annotated as sideroflexin-3-like. Lineage: Eukaryota; Metazoa; Chordata; Mammalia; Chiroptera; Vespertilionidae. The record is from RefSeq and is a predicted model, not a curated record. Gene Ontology annotation, cellular component: mitochondrial inner membrane. The transcript has 5 exons. Gene Ontology annotation, molecular function: monoatomic ion transmembrane transporter activity. The coding region runs from base 154 to 522 and encodes 122 amino acids. Gene Ontology annotation, biological process: monoatomic ion transport; serine import into mitochondrion.